Molecule: messenger RNA, 963 nt
Organism: Brugia malayi
Lineage: Eukaryota; Metazoa; Nematoda; Chromadorea; Rhabditida; Onchocercidae
Gene: Bma-cdk-1
Product: cell division control protein 2 homolog, putative
Exons: 7
Coding region: 1-963 (320 amino acids)
Biological process (GO): G2/M transition of mitotic cell cycle; mitotic G2 DNA damage checkpoint signaling; protein phosphorylation
Cellular component (GO): nucleus
Molecular function (GO): cyclin-dependent protein serine/threonine kinase activity; ATP binding; RNA polymerase II CTD heptapeptide repeat kinase activity
Source: RefSeq, a predicted model, not a curated record
AUGGACUCCGGAGAAAUUAGCGCUUUGCAAAAUUAUAGUCGAGUUGAGAAGAUUGGCGAAGGAACAUAUGGAGUGGUUUACAAAGGCAUCGAUAAACGAUCAGGAAAGAUGGUUGCAAUGAAGAAGAUUCGUUUGGAAAAUGAAGAUGAAGGAGUUCCAGCAACAGCAAUUCGAGAAAUUUCAUUGCUUCGAGAAUUAACUCAUCCAAACAUUGUUGCUCUUGAAGAAAUCAUACUUGAAGAGAAUCGGUUAUACUUGAUUUUUGAAUUUCUCUAUAUGGAUUUGAAGAAAUACAUUGAUACAGUUCCUGACAGUGAGUUGAUGAACAAAGAAUUGCAAAAAUCUUACUUAUAUCAAAUAUUGCAAGCUAUUUGUUUCUGUCACCAGAGGCGUGUUCUCCAUCGUGAUUUGAAACCACAGAAUUUACUGGUUGAUCAAAAUGGUGCGAUUAAACUUGCAGAUUUUGGUCUUGCAAGAGCUAUCGGUAUUCCAAUAAGGGCUUACACUCAUGAAAUUGUCACUCUCUGGUAUCGAGCUCCUGAAGUACUUCUUGGCGCAACUCGUUAUUCUAUGGGAGUCGAUAUAUGGAGCAUCGGAUGCAUAGCUGCUGAGAUGGCUACAAAAGUGCCGCUAUUUCAGGGCGAUUCAGAAAUUGAUCAGAUUUUUCGCAUUUUCCGAAUAAUGUCGACUCCUACUGAAGAUAUUUGGCAUGGAGUUACCCAGCUUCCAGAUUUCAAGAUGUCAUUCCCUCAAUGGAAGGAAGAUGGUUUGCGCAAAAUUCUUGACCCUUAUAUGGAUCCUGAAGCCAUUAAGAUUUUGCGUGACAUGCUUAUUUACGAUCCGGCACAACGAAUCUCAGCGAAACAGCUACUGAAGAAUCCAUAUUUUGAUGAUGUUGAUCGAAAAAAACUUCCAGCUGGCAAUUAUGAUGGGACGUUGGUUUUACCUCCUCGAUAUAUCUGA